AGCGAGUAGUUUCAAUGAAAAAAGACCAAUUGAAGGAGAGAUACGUCGACCAAAGCAAUAGCCGAUUCGCAGGUAUGAAAUGAACCUGAAGCAAUGUUAUCUGCAAUCAGAGGCCACCUGGGGAUCGACCUGGAAGGAGGCACAGAACCUGAGAAUUUUGAGUGGGCUUCCCAUCAAAAUCUGGAGUUUAGGAUGGAGAUGUUACGGCAGAGCGAGGAACAUGAGCACGAGAUUUGUUGGGGGAAUUGGCCUUUUAAGGAUGACGAGGAUAAUUCCUUGCCUCCUCAUCUUGACUGAUGUUGGUUCCUUCCUUGACUCUCUUUCCGGGUUUAUCCUCUAAGCUCCUGCCACCACAUCCCAAAGACUCGUCGAGAACUUACGGACACUCACACCGCCGAUUUGCGGACUUGCAUCCGCCUAAUGUACCCAGAGCGCUCCUUGCUUAGAUGGGGCAAUUAGCAGAGAAAGUCGAGAAUUCGUUUCCGCUGCUGUCGACCCUGGAGG
Aspergillus glaucus CBS 516.65 is the source of this 504-nucleotide messenger RNA. RefSeq lists its product as uncharacterized. The transcript has a single exon. Bases 94 to 297 code for a protein of 67 amino acids. NCBI's taxonomy places the organism in Eukaryota, Fungi, Ascomycota, Eurotiomycetes, Eurotiales, Aspergillaceae. The record is from RefSeq and is a predicted model, not a curated record.